AUGGGCAAUUGGUAUGGCCGAUGGAGCUAUAUAUCUGCAUUUGUGGAAGUUUGGUCAUCUAACAGAACAGAAAAUUACUCGAAAACCUUUGAACAGCAACUUCUUGAUAUGGGAGCAAAAGUUUCAAAAACUUUGAACAAGCAUGUGACCCAUGUAGUCUUCAAAGACGGACGUUUGGCUACAUGGAGAAAAGCACAGAAGAUGGGUGUAAAAAUAGUUUCUGUACUCUGGGUGGAGAAGUGUCGAGAAACUGGAGUACAUGUUGAUGAAUCCUUAUUUCCUGCAGUAGACACUAAUGAAGGAUUACCACUACUGAUCAAAAAACACAAAUGUAUGCAGCCAAAAGACUUUGUUGAAAAAACUCCAGAAAAUGAUAGAAAGCUGCAGAGAAGACUGGACCAGAUGGCUAAAGAAUUAGCUGUACAAAAGAUAGCAAUUAAUGCUGAAACUGAUGUACCAGUUUUACUAUUUGAAGACAAUGGUUCACUUGUAUACAGCCCAGUUAAUAAGAUCAAAGAUCAAUGCAGUGCAAUGGAAAGAAGAAUAAAGGAGAUGAAGGAAAAAAGAGAAAAUAUUUCUCCUACUGCUUCGCAAAUGUCUCAAGUACCUCCAAGUAGUUCACCAGGAGACUGCCUGCUGUCUACUUGUGUCUUAACUAAUUCAGAAGAUGCAUUGUUACCAGGAGAACAAAUGGAAGAGUGCUUGAACUCAAGUUAUGAUUAUCUUUGGGGAACUGGUAUAUUAAAGAGAGAGAAAACAGAGGUAGUAAAACACACCUGUGAUACUUGGACUGAUAUUAGUGUAUCCAUGAGUGCAUCGGUGAAUUCUCCCUCACAUAGCUAUGAGCAGGAGAGCUUAACACCAAAACAACAUAGCAGAAGAAGCUUAAGAAAGAAACAGAUUUUACAGCACGCUUUGGAUCAUAAAUUGUCUUUAGAAAAGAAAGACCUAAAAAGGUUUCCAAAGAAAAAUCAGAAGGAUGAAAAUAGCAUGAUUACUUCAGUUGCAAACGAAAGCUCUCUUCUUCAAAUCAAGGGCUUGGGUCAUAUUACUCCUUCAAAAAAAAUAGUCAAGUUAAAUACUGUUCCUACUUUGAUUGGCAGUCUCUCUAAUUCACCUAUGAGCAGUGAAGACUUUAAUACAUGUUCAUUGGAUAGAAGCUUCCCUGUUGACAGAAAUGAUUGUAUUCUUGAAGACAAGAAGAGGAAGAAACUACAAACAGUAUCUAGUUUGAAACUGGCUACCUCAGAACUGGGUGCAUCAGGGUGUAAAGAGUUCUUGCAAGCAGCUACUACAUAUAGCAAGUCUUUUUGCGCUGAAGAGGCUUCUUAUGAAGACUUCUUUUCAUCAUCUAAUUUGAAUGAAAAUGAAGUACAAGUACGAGUACCAAAGGAAUCACAGAAUCCUCCUGAAGUUUGUUGCAAAGACUCUUUUAUAAGCAUGGACUCCCUUGAUGUGAGUUUCUGUAAGCCACAUACUUCCAAGAAAAGUAGGAAAAAAUCUAUUCCAGCAAAUGAUGUUUCAGUAAAGAAAAAUUUCAAACCAGCUGAACAUCCUGGAAGUGUGCCAUUAAACUAUAUGUCAGAUGGCGAAAAAGCUGACACUGCAGAAGCUCUAGAUUCUGAUGAUGUGAAUAGGCUGCCUCAACAUGCUCUUGAAAAAUCCUACAGAACCAAUGUGAAUUACUGUACUCGCACUACUGGUGAUGAAAAUGAAGUUUCAGAGUGUCAUGUUACUGAUGGCUCUUGCAAAGUUUUUAAUGAACAAAAGAAUGAGCACAAUGGGGGGUUAAGAAAAGCUAGAAGACUCCAAAAGCCAACAAGGACACUAGUUAUGACGAGUAUGUCUUCUGAGAAACAAAAUAUAGUAAUUCAGGUGGUGAAUAAACUUGGAGACUUUUUGUUCUCAGAUGAUGUAUGUGAAACAACAAGUCAUGUAGUUAUAGGGAGUCCUCGUCGUACCUUGAAUGUUAUGCUGGGAAUUGCUCGUGGGUGUUGGAUUGUUUCUUAUGAAUGGGUUCUGUGGUCUUUGGAAUUGGGCCAUUGGAUCUCAGAGGAACCAUAUGAGCUUUCAUCCAACUUCCCUGCAGCUCCUAUCUGCAGACUUCAGCGUCACCUAUCAACAGGAAAAUACCAGCAGAAUCUCUUUUCAAACCAGCCUGUCAUGUUUGUAUCUCCUACCAGUCAGCCACCCUGCAAAAAACUAACUGAACUUAUACAGCUGUCAGGAGGGAAAAUAUGUAAAGUCUUACGUCAGGCAAAAAUCUGUAUAGGAAAAAACCCAGGAAAGAAGUACCGGGAAAUAAAAAGUUUAUCAGAAAAAUGGGUAUUAGAUUCAAUCACUCAGCAUACAAUAUGUCCCAUGGAAAACUACAUUUUUCAGCUGUGA
Molecule: messenger RNA, 2388 nt
Organism: Aptenodytes forsteri (emperor penguin)
Lineage: Eukaryota; Metazoa; Chordata; Aves; Sphenisciformes; Spheniscidae
Gene: MCPH1
Product: microcephalin 1
Exons: 14
Coding region: 1-2388 (795 amino acids)
Biological process (GO): mitotic cell cycle
Source: RefSeq, a predicted model, not a curated record